Molecule: messenger RNA, 1023 nt
Organism: Chrysochloris asiatica (Cape golden mole)
Lineage: Eukaryota; Metazoa; Chordata; Mammalia; Afrosoricida; Chrysochloridae
Gene: DGAT2L6
Product: diacylglycerol O-acyltransferase 2-like 6
Biological process (GO): lipid metabolic process
Cellular component (GO): endoplasmic reticulum membrane
Source: RefSeq, a predicted model, not a curated record
AUGGCCAUGGACUUCUUUUCUCUACUGGAUCUUCAGGAGGGCCUUCAAACCCUCUCUGUUUUGCAAUGGAUCCCAGCCUAUAUAUUGUUAGGAGGUAUUCCCACUAUACUUGUGCCUUACUUUCUGAUGUUCACUAAGUUCUGGACCUUGGCCAUGUUCUUCUUAGCCUGGCUCAUCUAUGAUUGGAACACUCACAGUCAAGGUGGUAGGCAUUCAGCUUGGGUACGAAACUGGACACUCUGGAAGUAUUUCUGAGAUUACUUCCCAAUAAAGCUGGUGAAGACUCAUGACCUCUCUCCCAAACACAACUACAUUAUUGCCAACCACCCCCAUGGAAUCGUCUCUUAUGGUGUCUUCAUCAACUUUGCCACUGAGGCCACUGGCUUUUCUUGGAUUUUUCCAGCUAUCACCCCCUCUCUAGGGACCUUGGAAGGAAUCUUCUGGAUCCCAAUUGUGAGAGAAUAUGUGAUGUCAAUGGGUGUGGGACCAGUGAGUGAGUUUGCUUUGAACUACUUACUGACACAGAAUGGCUCAGGCAAUGCAGCAAUUAUUGUGGUGGGUGGAGCUACUGAAGCCCUCUUGUGCCGACCAGGAGCCUCCACCAUCUUUCUCAAAAAGCGCAAAGGUUUUGUGAAGUGGCUGGCACUGAAGACUGGGUCAUAUCUUGUCCCUUCUUAUUCUUUUGGAGAGAAUGAGGUUCACAAUCAGGAAACUUUCCCUGAGAGCACGUGGAUAAGGUUCUUCCAAAAAAGCUUCCAGGACACAUUCAGAAAAAUCCUGGGUCUAAAUUUCUGUACUUUCCAUGGCCGAGGCCUCACUCGUGGAUCCUGGGGCUUCCUUCCUUUCAAUCGGCCCAUUACAACUGUUGUUGGAAAGCCCAUACCAAUCCCCAGGAUCCAGAAUCCCAACAAGGACACAGUGGACAAGUACCAUGCACUUUACAUCAGUGCCCUGCAUAAACUGUUUGACAAGCACAAGGUUAAACAUGGCUUCCCUGUGACACAAGAACUGACAGUCAUAUAA